Achroia grisella is the source of this 1102-nucleotide messenger RNA. RefSeq names its product paramyosin, short form-like. Bases 155 to 1102 code for a protein of 315 amino acids. NCBI's taxonomy places the organism in Eukaryota, Metazoa, Arthropoda, Insecta, Lepidoptera, Pyralidae. The record is from RefSeq and is a predicted model, not a curated record. The transcript has a single exon.
AUUUGGCAAUAAGCGCUAGUGAAAAUGUACAAAAGACAACGUUGAUUUCAUCUCUAGUCCAAUUUCACGACCUCGAGCCCUACUGACAGAGUGUUACCGUAUUGCUAUCGGAACUAACGAAAUUAAUCGCUCUGAAUCUUUGAAUUGACUCGCCAUGGCACCAGUUAAGGUGCCGAACUAUAGUAAAUGGACUCGACCCCCUACUGCAGUCUACGAAGAUAAUUAUGGCUAUGGUAUUAAUUACUAUCAACCUAUGAUCGACUACAUCUCAGCAAAAGAAAAUGGCGCACCCAGAAGACUACCACAUAUACCAUGGAAUAACGAAAGAGGAUUAGAUAAAUAUAAAUGUAAUAAAGUACAAACGUAUACUGAUCAAGAGGUAGCAAAAAUUUCUCGUGAAGUUGCUGCACAAGCCAAACGUGAUCUUAAUAGUUUUAAUUCAUUUGAAGUGACAAAAAGGACUCCGUUGUCCGUUGUAGCUACGGCUGCUGCUGCUAACGUAACUAAACAUGUGGGCAUUGAAAGUGUUUCGACGAAAACCAAAAAGAAAAGAGGAGAAAAAAUAAAAGCAGAAAGACAAAAAAAGAGAAUGGAAGAAAUUGAAAAGGAACUUCAAUUAUACGAAGCAGAAGCAAACGUUGGAGCAGAAUUGAGAAGCAAGGCUUUAAUGUAUAGAGGGAAAUCAGCUGGAGCCAUUGCCCAAGUAUUACUAGAUGAGAGUAGAAAAAAUGUGGCCGAGGGAAAAUUUCGAAACCUUGAUUCCGAUAUUAAAAAGAGAGUCGACCGUAAUUAUGCUGCUUUAUCUAAAAAAAUUGCGAUAGAAGCUUUGGAAGAAAGUCUGUCAAGCAAGUUGGAAAAUAAAAUAUCAGAGACAGUAUCAGAAACAAUAAGAACAGUUCGCGAAGUAUCGCCAACAACGUGUAUUGUUAGAAUAAAAACAGAAACGCCAGUAAUCGUAGACAAUUCGUAUCUCAUUACUUUACAAGAAUUAAAAGAAACUUUAAAGGAAUUUGAAAGUUUAAAUACUAAUGUUAUAAUUGAUAGAAGGUAUAAAAACUUGUCUAAUAGAAUGGCAUUUAUUCCUAUUAAAUAUUACUUAUGA